Cyphomyrmex costatus is the source of this 2124-nucleotide messenger RNA. Its product is annotated as ABC transporter G family member 23. Gene Ontology annotation, molecular function: ATP hydrolysis activity; ABC-type transporter activity; ATP binding. NCBI's taxonomy places the organism in Eukaryota, Metazoa, Arthropoda, Insecta, Hymenoptera, Formicidae. The transcript has 14 exons. Gene Ontology annotation, cellular component: membrane. The coding region runs from base 34 to 2124 and encodes 696 amino acids. The record is from RefSeq and is a predicted model, not a curated record.
UCCAUUUUAGCUGACCAAACAUUAUUUUAUAAAAUGGUACAGCAGGAAGCGGUGAUCGUAAGAAACGCUGUAAAGAGUUAUGGGAAAGAGUUAGUUUUCGACGGCUUGAAUAUGACUGUACCAACGAAUUCCAUAUACGGAUUGUUGGGACCUAGCGGAUGUGGUAAAACUACACUAAUAUCUUGCAUUGUCGGAAUUCGGCAUCUUGAUAGUGGAAAAAUAUGGGUCUUGGGAGGAAAUCCGGGCAGCAAGGACUCUGGCAUCUCUGGACCUCGAGUAGGUUACAUGCCGCAAGAGAUUUCCUUGGUUGGAGAGUUUUCCGUGAGAAGUGCCCUCUACUAUUUUGGUAGAAUCAACGGUCUCGACGAUGAGGAAAUCGAGACGAGACUGAGAUUUUUCUCGGAGUUGCUUCAACUACCUCCAUAUAAUCAUCUGGUGAAGAACAUGAGUGGAGGAGAGCAAAGAAGGGUUUCCUUUGUCGCCGCAUUGAUCCACAAGCCCGAACUUAUAAUCCUUGAUGAACCCACUGUGGGUAUGGAUCCAAUUUUAAGAGAGAAAAUUUGGUCCUAUCUGAUCCAAAUUACUCAGGAGGAAAAUACCACAGUGCUGAUCACGACACACUACAUUGACGAAACUAAAGAUGCUAAUAAAAUUGGAUUGAUGAGAUAUGGUAAAUUGUUAGCAGAAUCAGCGCCGCAGAAAUUGCUGGAGCAAUUUCAAUGUUCUUUCUUAGAAGAGGCCUUUCUGAAGUUAUGUAAUAUCCAAGAUAAUACAGUCACUUUAAAUGAAGCUCGGAGAUCUGAAGUGAAAGAUACCGACAAUGACUUCUUAUAUCAGGACCAAAAUCAAUGUGAAACAACUGAUGCAAUCUCAAAGUAUGAAGUGGUUUCGGAACAUCAAGUUUCGCGAGUGAAAAGGUUCAAAGCUCUGUUGACGAAGAAUGGCAUUCAAUUUUUGCUUUGUUAUGAAGUACUAGUUUUUGCAAUAGUAUUUCCGAUAAUUGAAAUUGGCUCAUUUAUUUUUGGAAUUGGUGGUGAUCCGAAAAAUUUAAAGAUUGGCGUUGUCAACGACGAAGUCGAUAACUGCAAUUUCGACAGUAACAUUGGCAAUGUUUGGAGUGACGAAAUCACUUGUCAUUUUAGUAACCUCAGCUGUAGAUUUUUGCACAAUUUUGACAACUCUAUCGCUACACAGGAAUAUUAUAACAUUUCCGAGGCAAGACAAGCUGUACAAAAUUCAGAACUCAAUGGUUUACUAUAUUUUAGUCAAAAUUUUUCCGAAGCUUGGCAGAUACGAAUGGAAAAAUCAUUUUCCACGAAACAUUACGAUAUACUCGCCAGCCAGAUUCAAGUUUUCCUCGAUAUGGGAGAUAUGCAAAUUGGACGUUUUAUGCAGCAGAAAUUAUUCCAUCGUUUCUUAGAAUUUUAUGAGGAUAUCAUGAAAGACUGCAAAUAUUCGUCAAAGUUGGCCAGUCUGCCCAUCCGAUUUGAAGAACCCAUUUACGGUACGAUCGAUUUCAAUUUUUCAAAUUACAUGGCACCAACGUUCAUAUUAUGUCUUAGCUUCUUUUUAGCCCUCACACUUUCUGUCUCUAUAAUAAUUACAGAUCGGAUGGAGGGUGUCUGGUAUCGUAGUAUAGUUCAAGGUGUCAAAGCAGAAGAAAUUCUACUGUCUCACGUUCUUGUUCAGAAUAUCAUUAUCAUUACCCAUACUGUUGUGAUAAUGCUUUUAUUAUUUCCUAUAUGGGGUCUAGAAUGUAAAGGACCGAUAUUUACUGUAAUGGUCUUGAUAUUUCUAACGGGUUUUUGUGGACUAAUGUACGGUUUUCUUAUUUCUGUUACGUGCAAUGAUUACUUUACAGCGCAUAUCGUUACGACCGGAAGUUUUGUGCUGUUACUAAUGCUCAACGGAAUUUUUUGGCCAGUCGAGGGAAUACCAAGUGUGCUUCGCUGGUUUAGCUAUGCAUCGCCACUUACCUUGCCCUCUUUAUCAAUGAGAGGAAUCAUCUACAAAGGAUAUUCCAUAUCUGAGCCAGAAGUUUAUAUUGGCUUUUUAAUCAAUGUUGCGUGGUUAUUAUUAUUUUUUAUCUUAACUAUACGCUUUAUAAGAUCGAAAUCCUUGUGA